This is a messenger RNA of Rubroshorea leprosula, 1993 nucleotides long. NCBI's taxonomy places the organism in Eukaryota, Viridiplantae, Streptophyta, Magnoliopsida, Malvales, Dipterocarpaceae. The record is from the annotation of a GenBank genome assembly.
CCAUAUCUUCUCAUCCACUCUCAUCUUGUCUUCUUUGUUCUUUCUUAGACCAUAUUUCAAAACCAAAAGAAUUACAGCCAUAUAGAAGGAGAGAGAGAUCGAUGGCUCCUGUUUCAUUGCCUCCUGGUUUUCGUUUUCAUCCUACUGAUGAGGAACUAGUGGUGUAUUAUCUGAAGAGGAAGAUUAAUGGGCGUCAGAUUGAGUUGGAGAUCAUUCCUGAAGUUGAUCUAUACAAGUGUGAGCCUUGGGACUUACCAGCAAAGUCAUUGUUACCCAGCAAAGAUCUUGAAUGGUAUUUCUUCAGUCCCCGAGAUCGGAAGUACCCAAAUGGAUCCAGGACUAACCGUGCAACAAAAGCUGGAUAUUGGAAAGCCACCGGUAAGGACAGAAAAGUUAACUCUCAGAUGCGAGCCGUGGGCAUGAAGAAAACCCUAGUCUACUAUCGUGGGAGAGCACCCCACGGUUCCAGAACCGACUGGGUCAUGCAUGAAUAUCGUCUUGACGAGAAAGAAUGCGAAUCUUCUUCUUUAGGUCUCCAGGAUGCAUAUGCACUUUGUCGCAUAUUCAAGAAAAGUGUGACGCCUGUUCCAAAGGCUGAGGAGAUGGAUUAUGCAACUAGAGCUGCUAAACAGAUAACUAGUGAGCAUUCUUCUAGUGUUGAGUUGUAUUCUGAUCAGGGAAGAUGCGAAGACAGCUCGGAUUAUGCCAUGGCUCCAUUUGAUACAUGUUCCCCUGAAAUCGGUCAUAGAUCAUCCCUUGAUGCUUGUGAAGAUGCAUUUAGCUUUGCCUCACCAUCUUUUUCAAAUUAUGGAGCCUUACAUCCUCCUUCCAAUGUAUGUUUAAAGGUCGAUGUUGCAUUAGAAUGUGCAAGGUUGCAGCAUCGGUUGUCAUUGCCACCGUUGGUAGUUGAAGACUUCCCUCAAGUUGGACUAACUCAUGACUACAAAUUCGAGCGGCCGGCUUCAUCAGGCCAAAAUGAAAGUACUGAUAUUUUGCAGGAGAUUCUUUCUGUAGCUCAUGCUUCUCAGCAAAUGACAAAUCAACCAGCCCAUCAAAACAUGUAUUGGGGCACUACACCUCCUAAUGCUCAUGAUUUCUCUUUCAUGACCCCCAAAGAGACAUACCAAACUCAAUUCGAGGAGAUGAACACAAGGACAGUACAGAGAGGUAAUCUAGACGAAGAUUUUAAGGCAGAGAGGAUGAUCGAAAAUUUGAGAUGGCUCCACAAAGAUCUAGACCAGAGUUGCAUGGAAGAACAUAAGAUUGUUCCAAUAGAAACUAUUUCUAGUUUUCGGAGAAAGGAAGAAGAAAAUCAAUUUCCAGAAUUCAAUGACAAUGACAUAAAUGACUUUGCGCUUGGAUUCAUUGAUGAUAACAACGAAAACUAUUUAGAUGAGGGCCAAGCGGAUGAUAAUCACACAAACUCACCAAGCUUUGAGGUUGUUGAGGAGAUCAAAGUUAGUCGAGGGAUGUUCAUUUCUACACGGCAAGCAGCAGAGACAUUCUUUCACCAAAUAGUGCCUUCUCAGACAGUGAAAGUCCACCUAAACUUCAACGUUGAUCAGAAGGCAGAGAUUAAUCAUGGAAUUAGUUUCUUUAGAAAGUUCAAGUCAUUCGCUCAGCUAGCCGCUGCAGCCCUCUUCGGAAUUUUUCUUCUCUUGAUGCAUUGUUUUUCUCUGGAUGAUGAGGAAAAUCUCAUGAAUGAGAAGCCAUGCAUAGAGGGCAAUGGAAAACUAGAAUCAGAAUUGGGGAACGAGAAGAAAGGAAAGCUUUUGACGGUUAAUGCAAAUGGCAAGCUCUUGAAGAAGUUAGGAUUUUUCCUCACAAUUUCUUUGGCCCUUUGUGUACAAUGUUGGGGGGCGGAUUAUACUAACCCUCUCUUGAUUUGAUGAUUAACUUACAUGACAUCUAACUGUUGCUACUAAUCGAAAUUAAGGCAUAACAUAGCCUUAUAUACUGUAGUUUUUAUGUGAAAUAAUAUUGUAAUUGACAU